Molecule: messenger RNA, 1248 nt
Organism: Xylaria bambusicola
Lineage: Eukaryota; Fungi; Ascomycota; Sordariomycetes; Xylariales; Xylariaceae
Exons: 1
Coding region: 121-1248 (375 amino acids)
Source: RefSeq, a predicted model, not a curated record
UACCUAUUGGUGAUCUAGCCUCACUCCGGGAUAAACCUCCAUGACAGGACAGAUCAAACUAUCACGGCUCUUAUAAAAUUGCUCGAAGACCAAAACAGCAUCAUUGCAGAAUCGGCUGAGAUGACUUUACUCAGACAAGCAAAUUUGAACGGUGAUGUUACUACAGCUCUUGUGGGAUUGCUUAAAACCGGGCACAGUAAGACCCGAUCUUACGCAGUGAAAGUUUUGAGGGAGCAACCGAACUUGUUAGAUGACAACGUCAAAGAUUUGAUACACAUGCUGAGAGACGCGCAGCUGGAUGAAAAUAUUCGAAACGACAUAUCUCCGAUCUUAAUACGUCAAGCCAAACUCUCAGCCAACAACGUUGCAGCUCUCUUAGCAAUCUUCAAAGCUGCAAGUCCACACUUGCAAGUUCCUAUUAGUCUGAUCCUAGGAAAGCCUUCGAAUUCUUUGUCUCCAUUGGUUAUUUUAGAUCUUGAAAGACUUCUUAGGAGCUCAAGGGAGAGUGAUCAAAUUGCUGCCGCGAAGGCGUUGUGCGGACAAUCGAAUUUGCCAGAUGAUGAUAUCAAAGUUCUUAUGACGCUUCUACGCUCCCAAAAUUCGGAGGUCCUAUCCACUGCGGCUAUAUUACUUGGGAAUCAAACAAAUUUACAUGAUGAGGCUAUUAUGAGCCUCGUUUCAACAAUGGAAUAUCCAAGGGGGGACGCAUCAUAUGAAGCCUUCAGGGCCCUGAGGAAUAGGACCGAUUUGCCAGAUAGCAUCACUACUGCUCUUAUCAAGCUCUUUGUACAUAAAAGUGAUGCUGUCCGAUCUUUGGCUGCUGGUGUCAUGGAAAUCCAGUCCCAGGUAUCUCGCAAGGUCGCCAAAUUACUCCUGUCAUUGCUCAGAAGCGCGGAUGGUACGGAAUAUUUUUCUUGUGCUGGAACAAUGGGAGGCCGCCCUGUUUUCUUGGACAAAGUUCUCGACGCCUUAGGGCUACCGUUGCAACCAAGAAGAUCAGCAACCGCGAGUACUCUUGGCCCGAGCCUCGAAGAUAUAGAAACGCUCUAUACCAGCUUCUUCUACCGUAGUUUUAAUGAGCAAUUCUGGGUGCAAGUCAAUAACGACGGAAUCUUAAGCCUUCAUCAACCAAGUGGAACGCGGGUAGCUUCUAUUCCAAACCUAACACCAGAUAUUGUUCUGGGCUGGCGAAGAAAACUGGCAGACUCUGUGGCGAAAAAGGCUGGAUCACAGAAGUAUAGCUUGUAG